Messenger RNA from Lytechinus pictus (painted urchin), 4157 nucleotides. Its product is annotated as macrophage mannose receptor 1-like. The record is from RefSeq and is a predicted model, not a curated record. The transcript has 7 exons. Gene Ontology annotation, molecular function: signaling receptor activity. NCBI's taxonomy places the organism in Eukaryota, Metazoa, Echinodermata, Echinoidea, Temnopleuroida, Toxopneustidae. Bases 113 to 1615 code for a protein of 500 amino acids.
AUUCAACUCACAACCACAAAGAGAAUGGACAUCAAUUUAAUCUUUGCUCUACAUCGUUUAGUAUCAAGCAAUGAAGAUCAUUUAAUUUGAGUAAGAAUCAUCGGAAAAGAAGAUGAGAGCAAUUGCGUGUAUCACUAUUCUCAUUUGGGGAGCAAUUUUAACCAACAAGAAUGUCAGCGGAACAUUUUGCUCUUCAGGCUCCCUGAGUCCACAUACCGGGUUCUGCUACCACGUCCAUCCAGAGAAAAAUGCCAUAGUGGAAGAUUCGAGAAAGAUCUGCCGAGACACCUACGGAGGAGAUGUUCCUUCCAUCUUUUCUGAUGAUGAAAAUACGUUCAUCAAAAACCUCCUAGAACUGGAAAAUCAUGACUAUUACUGGAUAGGUGUCAACGAUCUGUUGAUAGAAGAUGAUUUCCGUGACGUCAUGCGAAACGAGAGACUUAACUACAGUAACUGGAAAGAAAAUGAACCAGACAAUGUGUUUUCUGCCGACUGUGCCGCUAUGGAGAGAUCAAGUGGUGAAUGGGUAGAUUACUCAUGUACGACAUACCCAAUCUUCGCACUGGGAAUCAUCUGUCAGCAACCCCCUAAUCCAAACCCAUACACACUGUGUCCUGCUAAUAUGCUCAACUAUAUCACUUCUUCGGGAACAGAGUGCUACUGGUUUUCUAUGGAGAAACUAACAGCUCUACAGGCCGAAUCCAAUUGUACAUCUAUGGGCUCUAAAUUGGCUUUCAUUGAAGACCAAGUCUUGGAUGUUUACCUUUAUUCCUACCAACAGAGUGCAGAGAUGGACACGUUAUGGAUUGGGACUCAGCAAUUGCUUGAUAGCAGUGGUCAAAGUUACCGAUCGGUAGAGUUUGGUACGACCAAACCCGCUUACUAUGAUAACUUCAUGUCCACAUACUCGGGAAGUGAGACCCUUAUCUGUGCAGCCAAGAUCAGAUCAGAAGGCGGAAAGUGGAAUCAAUUAAACUGCGACGAUGGAACGUACAAUUUCGUUUGCCGGUUUAAUGGGACAGAAACUAAUACAUCUACGGAAACCACAGUUGCAACAACAACCACCAUUUCCUCUGCCACGCCAGCCGAUACCACUAUCCACACAACAACUGAAGCUACGACUCCUUCUUCCACCACUCCAACGCCGACCAUAACAGAAUCUACAACAGUCGUGCCAACUACGACUCAAUCAACUACAACUAUUCCUACAACAACAGAACCUACGACACCAAAACCUACCACAACGGAAGAAGAUACAACAACUUUACCCUCUACCACACCAACCACUACUCACAAUCCAACUACAACCGCAGUAACAACCACCAUACCAACAACAUACGCUUCUACAACGCAACCUUUCACAACAGAUAGAGUAACAACUACCACUACUACAACUACUCAAGCCACAACAUCGGAAACAACCGCAACAUCCAUUGCCAUAUCCACGGAAAGCACAGGAUAUUCAACAGGUGACACAGUCGUAGACAGUCUUUUAAAGGAUGCAUGGACUUUGGAAGCAGUGUCCUGUCUGAUGAUCAGAUGGAUUAGGUUGGAUGAUAUCAUCAUCGACGUCAUUGUGUCGUCAAGAAGGCUCAUCUAUGCAAAGCAAGAAUAGCAUCCAUCUUCAUAAGACUCUGGAAGUCAACCCUGAUGAGAGUGCAUCGAGUUUCUUCCAUGUUUGAUGUAUCGUCUUUAAGAUUCAGACUGGGGGCGGUGCUACAUAUUGGGAACCAAGCCAAAAAGAUCACAGUGAUGAUUGCUAUAUAUUAAAGCAUGUUUAAAAUGUCAAAUGUUUUAGUAUGGUUAUGGAAAGUUGUUUUAUGUAACGUUACGCAAUUCAAUAUCAUUUUUGUUGCUUUUUAGGAAGCUCUGCUAGCAGUGUAUAAGGGGCGACCGUCCCCUAAUUCAUUGAUAAGAAAUAACGUAGAAAGCGGAGGACAAGAAUUAGACUUAUUGAAAAGUUGAGUAUUGUGUAACUGUAUGUAAUAUCAAUUUUUCAUUAAGAAAAACAAAUAAUGUAGAAACCCUAAGGUUAUUAUACCCCCAUCAACAAUCGUAGCUUCAAUUAAGAUGUUUAUAUAUUGUUAUCAUGAAAAUGUACAAUUUUGGCAUAUGCAUUCUGCGUUAUGUUACUACCAUAAUGACAAAUCUGCUUUACAGUGGACUGAACAUCGCUGAUAAUUAAGUACACGACAAGUUGGGAAACAGUUUUAUUGAAAUAAACCUACUCCAGUACUAUAGUUCUUUUUAAUAAAAUUUAGUCAGGUUUUAAUAUCAGUACAUAUGCAGUCCAUGCUGGCACAUUAAAUGCCAUGCAUAUCAUUUCAGAAGAUAUGUAACUCCUAGUUAAAAUACAGUUCGAUUAUACAUUAAUAUAUUCUAACAACAUAAAUUAAUAACAGAAUGUCGAGCUCUUAAGGUAUUAUGGACCAUAAACAUGAAAUUGGAGUUCUUAUCAUAAACUUCAAGUUUGAGAUGCUUUCAACAAAUAUUAAAAAAUUAUACAUGUUUAUCAAUAUGUCUUACUAAAUUCAUAAAAAUUGAGUGGUACCUGAUAAGAAAUAUACCUUUCUGUAUUAACAGUAAUGAAACUAUUUAAAAUGCUUUUGUUCUUGCAAUUGUUCUAUAUGGUCGAAUUUUGAACACUGGAUCUUUUGUUUUACCAGGAAAAAGGAUAUUCACGAAGUAACAAAUGGAUUUGCUUCUGUGGUAGAAAUAAUAUACGCUUAUUUAUAUUUGUAAGAGGAUAUACAUUCUAAGACAAUCUAAGAAAUACAUGUAAAUGACAUGACUUUGAGAUAAUUCUAUCAGCGUUGAAACGUCCUAACGAAAUUGAAAUACAUGCAUAUCAAACUUAUCUCAGAGAAUGACUAUCAAAACGAAGUUGCUUUAUUUCAUGAUCUUUUUGUUAUGUUGUUGGCAAUUUCCCUAAACAAAUAUGAAAAUUUACACUUUACGUACGUUAUUUUUUCCCAUUCCAAUGUGCUAGUGAUUUUGGCACGCCUUUCCCCCCCCCCCCCCCUCACACAAUAUAAUUGUACCUUUGACCGUAUUCGUCGUACAUGUAUGUGUUAUCGACGAAAUACCUAUGCAAAUAUCUGUAAGAAAAUUGUUUUGUGUAUUGUGUAAUUCAUGUUUAUUUUCAAAAAAAAAAAAAAUAGGGGGGGGGAUAUACCGGAUUUCCAAAACCUCUAUAAUUAUUGUUUCUUCUUUCAACCCUUUGUUGUUGUCAGCUUGAUAUAUUUUCUUUAGAAAAAAAAGGAAGAUAAUUUUAUAGUCAUGGUGCUGGAAUUAUUUACCUUUGUAAUUCCAAUAGGUUUAUACCCAGUAAAUAUUGGUUUCAUGUCCUGAUAUUCCCGUUUUCGUACUUUUAUUGGUGGUGGAGGCAGUCAAGAUAUCUUCCAGGUACACAGUAUCUUCAUACUUCACCAUAUCAUACUGCAAUGUAGGCCUACAAAAGUAUAUGGUAUUCAUGAGGGUAUCUUUUUUUCAUAUUGGCUUAGAUGUUCUCCCUUUUUCACUACACAAGUAGAUAAAAUGGUGAAUAUCUAACUGAACGAAAGUGUUUUUCUAAACACACUCGUCUCAGAAAUAUGAGCAAGGUAAAUAUUUCCAUCUGAGCUUUCACAAUGACGAUCUCCUUCAUUUCAAGCUCUGUUUACUUUGGUACUGUAAUCAUGUCAGGUUAUCGAAGAUAUAAUUUCAGAUGUGAAGAAUUGACUCGACAUCAUCUGGUCUGCAUGACCUUUUACCACAGUUGAUGAGAACAUGAAUUUCUGUUUAAUUAAGUCAUCCACAAGAUGUGUUACUGUUUACACAUUGACAAUAUAUAUUUUUAAAUGUCAAAUCUUUCAAUUUAUCAUUUGAUCAUUUAAGAGUAGGCCUUAUUCCUGCGUGACGUCUAAAUAGUUGUCAGUGUGAAAUAAAGUACAUCAUUAUGUUUUAAAGUACCUAUGACAAAAAUACGAGGUUUAACUAUUUUCCAUCAUCCGAAUUUGAUUGCAAAAUAACUAAUGGCAUCGUGAUCGUUUUAAAUAUUUUUACAUACUUGUAAAAUACAAUGAAUCUUCCAUCAUGUUCUCCACAUUUGAAGUAAUAAAACAUUGCCAUUAUUUUCAAUAAUAACUUUUCCUUGUUUUUUUCUCUUGUUCUCAUUG